Molecule: messenger RNA, 2015 nt
Organism: Danio aesculapii
Lineage: Eukaryota; Metazoa; Chordata; Actinopteri; Cypriniformes; Danionidae
Product: gamma-aminobutyric acid receptor subunit rho-3
Exons: 9
Coding region: 205-1620 (471 amino acids)
Biological process (GO): nervous system process; regulation of membrane potential; signal transduction
Cellular component (GO): neuron projection; membrane; synapse
Molecular function (GO): extracellular ligand-gated monoatomic ion channel activity; neurotransmitter receptor activity; GABA-A receptor activity
Source: RefSeq, a predicted model, not a curated record
CACACUCCAUGGAUGCUGAAUACAUGCUGUAGGACUAACUAGAUUUCAGAUUUACUGUACUGAACAUCGGCGGAGGUCAUCAGGACUGCCGGAUUGUCUCCCUGAGCCUCUUGGCUGGGGUUUGCUUGGGAUGGCCAGGAUCCAGGAGUUGUCCCGCCUUGGAGAAAGAGAGCCAGAAGAAGUGUUUUAUCCCAGUAUCUGGUCAUGAAGCUGGUCCUGCUGACGCUCAGGCUGCUGUGCCUUGCUUGUUUCUGGCCCGUCGCCUUGGUCAACAACCACUACCUCAACCGGAAGAAAAACAAAGAUAUUUAUUUAGUUGAUCAUGCCAAACACAGAUUCAGAGGACGAAUUGACUACAAGUUAAAGCGAAAGGACAGCACCAAGUCCCUCCUCAUCAAAACUGAACAGCUGCUAAGAAUCGAAGACCAUGACUUUGCCAUGAGGCCUGCAUUUGGAGGAUCUGCCAUCCCUGUGGGCAUCGAUGUGCAGGUGGAGAGUAUAGACAGCAUCUCGGAAGUCAACAUGGACUUCACCAUGACCCUGUACCUGAGGCAUUACUGGAAGGAUGAACGCUUGGCUUUUCCCUCCAGUAACAAUUUGAGCCGUACGUUUGACGGCCGCCUGGUGAAGAAGAUCUGGAAGCCUGAUGUGUUUUUCGUCCAUUCCAAACGCUCCUUCAUUCAUGACACCACCAUGGAGAACAUAAUGCUGAGGGUUUAUCCAGACGGCAACAUCCUUUACAGCGUCAGGAUUACAGUUACGUCUCUGUGCUCAAUGGAUUUUAGCAGAUUCCCACUGGACACUCAGAACUGUUCCCUGGAGCUGGAGAGCUAUGCAUAUAAUGAGAAUGACCUUAUGUUGUACUGGAAAAACGGCAAUGAUUCUCUGAGGACGGAUGAGAUUGCCCUCUCUCAGUUCUUCAUUGAAGAGUUUCACGUCUCACACGGUCUGGCCUUGUACAGCAGCACGGGCUGGUACAACAGACUCUACAUCAACUUCAUCCUCAGAAGACACAUAUUCUUCUUCAUGCUGCAGACCUAUUUUCCCACAAUGCUGAUGGUGGUUCUGUCCUGGGUGUCUUUUUGGAUCGACAGAAGGGCAGUGCCGGCCCGUGUCUCGCUUGGAAUCACCACAGUGUUGACCAUGUCCACCAUAAUUACUGGAGUAUCGACGUCCAUGCCUCAGGUGUCAUACGUCAAAGCGGUGGACGUUUACUUGUGGACCAGCUUCCUCUUCGUGUUUCUGACCGUCAUCGAAUAUGCAGCUGUCAAUUACUUUACCACCAAGGAGGAAAUGAAGAAACUUAAGCAAUUAAAGAUCUCAGAAUACGAUGCAUCUCAAGCCAUGGCGUUUGACGGCUGUUUCCAUGACCAGGACAUCGAGCUCAGUUCAUUCCCUCGUCUGUCUGACCUAAACGCAGACACAUGUGUUUCCUCCCGAAACUCAACAUCAGCUGACCUCCCUCCUGUCCUGGGCACAAGACUCCGCCGGCGCCGCUCCAUCCGCCAGAGUGUCAACCAUAUCAUCAACAACAGCUACAAGAUAGACUCCUACUCCAAAAUAUGCUUUCCUCUGGCAUACUUUCUCUUCAAUAUCAUCUACUGGAGCAUCUAUUCUUAAAGAGGCAUCCGAAAAAAUGCAUUAAAAGACUUGUGAUCACAAAAUACACAUGCAAAUAAAUGUUCCACAUAACAUGUGUAAUAGAAAGCAUAAUAAACUAUUUAUUUAUUAUGUUAGAAUCUCAGAUUCCUAACUUUGCCUAAAAUGUACAAUCGUAAAAUAAUCAUAAAUACAUAAAACUACAAAAAACAAUGAUCUAAACACAAGACAUCACAUUAUUUUACGUUGGGUUUUAAGGAACCAACUACUCAAAACUACUGUACUACUCAAAACAAUUAGACAACUGUUUUUUUGUGUGUAGUAUGCUGAAAACUAAUUACAUUACAUUAACAGACACAUUAUGUCCAUAUUUCCUCCUUAAAUGAGGACUAUAAAACUGAGAAUGGCUACAAAAU